AUGCCGCCAAUACCUCAACCGCCUGUAUAUAAGCUCCCGCCGGAGCUACUGGUUCACAUCUUCGAGUUUCUCAUCCCGGACGAUAGCAGUCACUGGUCGUAUACCGCGGAGACUUGCCUAGACGAUCCGCGCGCUUUGUCGCAAGUGUGUUCGCACUGGCGCGCCAUCUCUUUGGACAUCAAGAGCUUGUGGACCACGGUCCCUAUCCGCAAUGAGCUCUGGGCGAGACUUUCCCUCGAACGCUCCAGGCCGCUACCGUUGGAGGUGCCCAUCUGGCUAGAGGGAGAUGAUCUGCAAGUCGCUGCGCGCAAAUCAUCGUUCUACUUUUAUGACAUUCACGAUGCAUUGCAAGCUGCAUUCUCGGAGAGCCACCGUAUACGUGUACUUCGCAUCGAAAUAUCGGCCUUGGACUACGGCAUCCUCGACUGGCUUGGGCGCAAACUGUUCACGUUUUUGACAUCCAGCGAGAUACCCACAUUGGAGCAUCUGGACGUGGACCUUAAGUGGUAUGGCGCGGCCCGAACCUACCCUUCUUUCCUGGGUCAACAGACACCAAACAACCUACGCCACCUGUCGCUGUGCGAUGUCGAUCAGGAUUAUCUUCCUUGUCCGCAUCUUUUCGUGGCCCCUCUCACCGCCCUUGAACUCGGUAGCGGACAAAUCUGGGAAUCCGUGGAGGAUGCGUUGGAAGCCCUCUCUCGCAUACCAACUCUUGAGAUCCUCAGAAUCAGACGGGCCGGUGAUGGUGACGAGGAGCGACUGAGCGCGAUACCCGAGUUCAACAUAUUUGAACUCGCUCUCGGCGCUCGCUCCGUAUCCCUUCCCAAGCUCAAGACGCUGGAUUUGUACGAAACGAUGGAACUCAUUGCAUGCUUGAUGAAAUAUCUGGCCAUACCAACAUCCGCGCACAUUCGGCUCCAAGCCAUGCAGAACCCCGAAGACGAAGGAUUCGUCCUCGACUUUGUCAAUAUCAUCGCUUCCGCUCUCAGCAGUCAUCACGAGAGCGUCAUGAAGGAGGGACGUCCUUUCCGCGGUCUAUAUAUGGACAUGACAACUUGGAAAGACGAGCGCCGUUUCGUCAUAGCCGCAGACCACUCCCUUCGUGACCAAGAUCUUCCGGCCUCACGGCGGGCGUGCCUCAUCCCCAGUCUCGACAUGCAUGAAAUAUUUAGCCCGCAAGAGCUACCCUUGAGCCUCAGCCUGUGUGACGACGACACCUCUGCGACAAGAAUGGAGCUCAUGACGAUUUUCGCGAAUCUCCCGUUGUUCAAGAACGUGUGCGCCCUGACGCUCACGGAGCACCAUGAUGACUCGCAGGACAGCGAGGACAUCUUCGAGUCCAUGGCACCUGCCGAGCUGGGGUCUAUCAUGCCGCCGUUGAGCGGCAUUACGGUCGCUCACUUUUAUGGCUAUACUGCUAUACAUGCCUUGGGGGCAUUCGCCGAUGGGGCGCUCGGUGAUACCACAUACCUCAGCCUUGUCGUCGACAUCACCAUUGAAGAGGUGUCGUUUAUCCCGCCAUCCGCAGAGAGUAAAACUGUAUACAUACCGUUUGAUGAGCUACUCCUUGCGUUGAGGGAGCGGACACGCGGGAGAGGGCCCCGGCGUACCGCCACUCUGGAAUGCCUUGAGCUCAAGUCUUGCGACAUCGACGAUGCUCAGGUGGCCCACUUGCGUCGGGAGUUCGGUGGGAUGCAGCUGGUAUGGGAUGGUCUGAUACGCGGCACGCAAGAAUCCCAGCAGAGGGCCAUGUGGGAUUCGAUCAACAUGUCAGCCGAAUGGGACGACUUGGAGAAGAGCUGA
Molecule: messenger RNA, 1803 nt
Organism: Peniophora sp. CBMAI 1063
Lineage: Eukaryota; Fungi; Basidiomycota; Agaricomycetes; Russulales; Peniophoraceae
Source: the annotation of a GenBank genome assembly